ACCACAGGAGGGUGUAAGCUUUGUUAGUAGUACAUUAGUUGACGUUUGUCGCGCUUACACAGCAGGAGAGAGAGAGAACUGUCUUUGCUGUAUACGUUUUUGGUUUGUUUUUUGCAACUGUCGAAACAAUGGCAAAACAAAUGCUACUGUACUGGGGUUCAGGCUCUCCACCAUGCUGGAGGGUCAUGAUAACCCUUGAAGAAAAGAAUUUACAGGGCUACCAGAAUAAAUUGCUCUCUUUUGAAAAACAGGAGCACAAGUCGAAGGAUGUUAUGGACAUCAACCCCAGGGGACAGCUUCCUUCUUUCAAGCAUGACAAUAUUAUAAUCAACGAAUCUUAUGGAGCCUGUUUGUAUUUGGAGAAUCAGUUCAAGUCCCAAGGCACUCAGCUGAUCCCAGAUGCUGCAGCGGAGCAGGCUCUUGUUUACCAGAGGAUGUUUGAAGUUAUGACUUUGCAUGAGAAAAUGGCGGAUGCCAUUUUCUACACAUGGCGUGUUCCUGAAGCCGAGCGCCAUGACUCUGCACUGAAGAGGAACAGAGAGGCUCUUGCUGCUGAACUCCGUAUCUGGGAGGGAUACUUUCAGAAGAUGGAUUCUGGCUCAUAUGUGGCAGGCAAAAACUUCACAAUGGCUGAUGUUAUGUUCAUUCCCCAGAUUGCUUUUGUGUUCCGUUUUGGGCUUUCCCAGGAGAAAUACCCAAAGCUGGCAGAAUACUACAGUUUGGUAAAAGAGCGCCCCAGCAUCAAGGCUUCUUGGCCACCUCACUGGACGGAGAACCCACAGGGGUCAGACACUCUGAAGGACCUGUAACAAUGAAAAGCCUGUGAAGUAGUGCCCUACCCCACAGCCUCAGAUAAUAUAUAGUACUGUAUGACAUUUUGGCAAUAGCCCUUAAUAAAACUCAUCUCAUACUUCUGAUAUGCAUUGACAUUAAUGUGAUUACAUUUUUUUUCUUGGAGUUUGUGAUAUUAUCUAAAUAUAAAUGCUAACAACAGUCUUAGUUAAGUUUAAUGCUUUCAGGUGUACAAUUUUACAGAGCAGAUUUUUCUACUGAGGAAUAUUUCAAAUGAAGUAGCAGUUUCGAUGGAAUGUAUUUUUGUGACCUAAAAUGGAAGCUCAAACCUUUAACAUGAAAUUGUCUUAACCUAAUUAUUAAGUGUUGUAGAAAGUUUACCACAUUCAGUGUGCAUUGAUCUUUAAUGUAACUGAGCGUUAAUGUUAAAUAAACCCUAACUGUGCCUUGA
Molecule: messenger RNA, 1243 nt
Organism: Lepisosteus oculatus (spotted gar)
Lineage: Eukaryota; Metazoa; Chordata; Actinopteri; Semionotiformes; Lepisosteidae
Gene: gstr
Product: glutathione S-transferase rho
Biological process (GO): glutathione metabolic process
Molecular function (GO): glutathione transferase activity
Source: RefSeq, a predicted model, not a curated record